Heterobasidion irregulare TC 32-1 is the source of this 794-nucleotide messenger RNA. RefSeq lists its product as uncharacterized. The transcript has 5 exons. Lineage: Eukaryota; Fungi; Basidiomycota; Agaricomycetes; Russulales; Bondarzewiaceae. The annotation marks the transcript as partial. The record is from RefSeq and is a predicted model, not a curated record.
GUCCCAUCCAAUUUGAUCAAAAAGCGACCCUAGUACUUCAGACUGUCAUGACGCGGCCCAUCAAGGAGACGUUCGACGCGCAGGGGUUCGUUAUCAUACCCAACCUCGUUCCCUCCGAUCUGCGUGUUGAGCUCGAACAAGCCUCGGAGAAUGUCAUUUCCAAGACUCGAUCGGGAGCCUGGCAGCACAGACGCGUUGUUGGGAAGCAGUUCCCACCUUACGGGAAUGACGGUGUCGAUUCGUGGGGAGUGCAGCAUGUCAUGCACCCUGAUCUCGGAGAACCGGCGUUUGCGAACUGGUAUUCAUCGCACAAAUUGAGGGAAGCAGUAAAGGAACUGUUGGGUUGUUCAGACGACGACCUCCAGAUGGAGUUGUUCAAUCUACUCAUCAACCCCGAAUCUCACGAGUUCGCCUUGCGAUGGCAUCGAGAUGAUGUCAAAGCAACAGCUUCUGAAGAGGAAGAGCGCGAAGCUCUCGCUGUUUGGCAUCAUGGAAUCCAAUGGAAUACGGCGCUCUAUGAGGACUCAUGUCUUUUCGUUGUCCCAGAAUCGCACAAGUCUCCGAGAACAAAUGAGCAGAGAUCUCAGUCUAGCACACCAGAUCCACCUGUCGAUCCUUUGACAAUGCCCAACGCAAUCCGGGUCACGUUGCAGCCCGGAGAGACCGUUUUCUAUAAUAACAAUAUUCUUCACUGCGCAACAUACAACUCCCAGGCCAAACGAGCCACAUUGCAUGCAUCGAUGGGUGACACGCGUGGUGGUGCCGCCCGUGCACGCAAUAUACUCCAGCAUGGC